Messenger RNA from Drosophila virilis, 1420 nucleotides. RefSeq lists its product as uncharacterized. The record is from RefSeq and is a predicted model, not a curated record. Lineage: Eukaryota; Metazoa; Arthropoda; Insecta; Diptera; Drosophilidae.
UCAACUGAAAACUCUCUCCCGAUUAAUCUUAUAUUUAUUUAUUAAAUGGUCAAGUUACUUACGGAACUGCUUUUUUCUCUUUGGGCCGGCUUGUUUAUCGGUUCUCUGGUUGUAGUCCCAUCUCUGGCCCGCAGUCAUCAUGAUCGAUAUCAACAAAGCUACAAUGAAAUGAGCAACAUAAACAGCUGCAACGACAACAAAGAUAGGGUCCCGGUUCUGGAACCAGUAUACCCGCUCUACAUGAGGCGAUCACCCGAUCUCAUCUCCCUUAUUUUAGCCAUUAGAUUGUCAGCUGUCAUGCCACCUCUCACCAUCAAUGCACAUCCUCACUCUGCCUUUGUGAUUUCGUGCAAGCUGCCAUUUCUCUCACUUAACAGGAUAUCUCCACUCUGUUAUUAAUAAUUUCGGCAGGCUGACAUUGCUCGCACUUCAACAGGAUCGUAUUAUACUUUGCAUCAUCUUAUAAUAAACAUAAUUGAUAUUAAUUUCUAAAAUUUUAAUUUGUUUACAUAACACAUUUUUUGUACAACUUUAUACUGAACAGAGGACGAAAACACCAGCCAAAGUUAUUGCCAGUCGCAAAGAAAAUAAAACAAAGGCAAAUGAUAUCAAUACAAGACGCAAUAAUCUAUUUGGUCUUUCUUUCACUGUUCGCACUCUAGGAAGUUUUUCUUAAAAGAAAUUUGGCUCAGGGGUCUCGAACAAGAGUCUGCGUCUGACUCUGUCUGCUACUCGGGGCGAGGAAGGACAACAUGGAAUAGACUCACUCGGAUGAUGUGCGCUUCGCCAGUGGCCGCUUCUUAACCAAUCCUCAUUGAUAGCACUGGGGAUAAGUGCGCCGAGGGUAUGGCUGAUCUGCGCAGCUGAUAUGGCGUACGUGCGUCGCUGAUAUGACUGACGUGCCACGCUGAGCCAAAAUCGGGCCUUUGGGGUGACCUGCUGGCCUCUCUGGCCUGACAGCUUCUUGGACGGCCUGAACUGUCGAGCGUGGAUCCUUGCCGUUGGGGGAUCUGCUGCCCGUUUCUUUUAUUUAUUAAUAGCGCUCCGCUGAACUUUUUAUCUUCGUCACUCACACUUCAUUUCGCUGCACGUCUACUCACCCUGAUGGUCUUUCCACAAGUGCCGGCAUGCUCGCUAACAAGCCAUGCGUUCGCCGCGGCCGUUCAACUUCGCCGCAAGCUUUCGCAACUUCGCCUCGGAGCUUUCGCUCUUUGCCACCAAAUGGCAGUUGCGCUCUCGAAGGCGGUGUUGAGCAUCAGAUCAGCAACACACGGUACCUGCGACGGCCGCUGGUUAAAUUUAAACUUAAUUCAAACUGAGCUCAUUGCCCUUAAUUAGCUUCAAUACAUCAGCACCUUGCCUUAACUGUUCUUGUUACUAAUACAAUGCUUAUAUACUAUACAAUGCUUAUACCCUAUAA